Messenger RNA from Meloidogyne enterolobii, 1457 nucleotides. The record is from the annotation of a GenBank genome assembly. NCBI's taxonomy places the organism in Eukaryota, Metazoa, Nematoda, Chromadorea, Rhabditida, Meloidogynidae.
UCAAUUCACUGCCUUUUUCAGAUCGAAUGACUGAUUCAACUGAUCCAACUUUAACCUCACCUUCUACCUCUCAACAUGAUUUUGAUGAUGUUGAAAAACCUAUGGAAAUUGAAUCCAUCUGCCCAAACUGUCACGAAAAUGGAAUUACAAAGAUUAUUUCUAUCAACAUUCCUUUCUAUCGUCAAGUUAUUGUUAUGUCCUUUGCUUGUGAACAUUGUGGACUUCAAAACAAUAAUUUACAAUCGGGAGAACAGGCUCAGGAAUACGGAACAGAGAUUGUUUUAAAAGUGAAGAAUGCUGCUGAUCUGAACAGAACAGUUGUGAGGUCUGAAUAUGGAAUAUUCGAAAUCCCCGAGCUUGAACUUACAAUACCUCCAAAAUCUUCGUCUGGAGCCCUAACAACGGUCGAGGGUGUACUUCAAUCAGUUAAACAAGAUUUGGGCGAAACCCAGCCUUUACGUAAACAGCUGGAUGCUGCUAUGGCCGAUAAAAUUGAUCAAUUUUUGGAGAAACUUGACAAAUUUCUUUCCUUGGAAAAUUCAUGGACGUUGAAACUUCGCGACCCAUCAGGAAAUUGUUUCAUCCAAAACCCAAAUCCUUUCCAUGUUGACCCUCAUUGUAUUACUAGCCAUUAUUGCCGUUCUAUUGAUGAAGAAAAAUUAUUGGGAUUUUUGGAUGACGACCAAGUAAUCGAAUUAAAACAAAAAAUUGACCCGGCAGAACAAGCAGAAAAUGAAUGGAAAUCUUACCAGGAUGUGAAAAAUGAAGUUAUGCAUUUUAUGGGUCCGUGUCAGUCUUGUGGAGCUAUUUGUGAAACUAGAAUGAAACCAACAGAUAUUCCAUACUUCCAAACAGUAAUAAUAAUGUCAACAGAUUGUGAUCGUUGUGGAUUUAAAUCGAAUGAUGUAAAAAGUGGUGGAGUAACACAAGAUAAAGGAAUUCGUCUUUCGCUAAGGAUAAAAGAGCCAGUAGACUUAAAACGUGAUUUACUCAAGUCAGACACUUGUUCCGUUCAUAUACCUGAAAUUGAUACUGAAGUUGGUGCUGGAAUUCUUUGUGGACGAUUUACAACAGUUGAAGGUCUAUUAAUUGCUAUUUGUGAACAACUUGAACGUCAAGCACCAUUUUUUGUUGGUGAUAGUUGUACUGAAGAGGAAAAGAAAAAAUUUGUUGAAUUAAUUGAAAGAAUGAAAAAAUUUGUUAAAAUGGAAGAAGAAUGUACACUUGUGUUGGAUGACCCUUCUGGGAAUAGUUAUAUACAGAGUCUUACAGCUCCUCUCAACGAUGAAAGACUGGAUAAAGAAUUUUAUACAAGAACUUUUGAACAAGAUGAUGAUCUCGGAUUGAAUGAUAUGAGAGUGGAUAAUCAUGAAAAUCUUGGGGUAAUUGAAGAGGAUAAGGAGGAGGUGGAGGAAAUGGAUGGGGAAAAAGAUGAAGAGGAUUAUAAUAAAAAUUAA